AUGUCUAAUUCGACGGUGCAAGUUUUAAUGAAAAAGGGCAAGCGAGGUGCAGCUGCGUAUAUCCAUGCGGAUUGCGCGAGUGGUUCACCACAACACCUGGGCCCACUGCUGGACGUCCUCCUAAACCCGAGUAAAGCCAUAGACGAGUGGGAAACCAUUGAUUGGUGUAGGUGGCUUUUAGCUGGAGGCAGAACUCCUGAUGAAUUUGCAGCAGUUGUGCGCAGCUACGACAAACAUGACAAGUGCGGCCUCGUGUGGAUACCUCGCGUGGUCGCGUACAGGUGUCGGACCUGCGGCAUUUCGCCGUGCAUGUCCAUCUGUCGUGAGUGUUUCCACCGCGGCGACCACUCGACGCACGAUUUCAACAUGUUCCUGUCGCAGGCCGGUGGCGCUUGCGACUGCGGAGACAAUUCCGUCAUGAAGGAGGACGGCUUCUGCAGUAACCAUGGCAACAAAUGUCCAAGACCCGGGACAGCCCCAGCGGAGCUGAUGUGCGUGGCUGAAGCUAUGAUGCCGCGUCUCAUACUCCGGUUGCUGCAGCACUUUAGGGAAAACAGUGAUGGCGGCAGCUCUGACAAUUAUCGCGUGGCGGUGCAAGAGUGCGAGGGCUACGUCCAAAUGUUGAUGGAGUUCAACAACAUGGGUGACCUGAUGCGGUCCGCCAUGACAAAGGCGCUUAUCAACCCACAGAUGUACCGGAACCUCGUGGAAGGCCCCUUCCCGGAGACGGAGUACGGACGGUACAUGGCGGACUCCAAUCGAAUGUACGAGAAGGCGAUCGAGAGUUUCCCUGCGCCGGAGCCGCCUGACGAGUAUCGGCACCUCCCUGCCCUAUCUCCAAGGUUGCAGCAUAAGACUUUACUAGAGGAGUUUAUAUUCUGGACUUUUAAGUACGAGUUCCCGCAGAAUGUUGUCUGUUUGCUGCUCAAUAUGUUACCGGACCAAGAUUACAAGGAGCACCUAACGCGAACCUUCGUCCUCCACUACGCGCGUAUACCCCUAGUACUCGAGAACUCGGCGGACCCGGACACGCUGUCCAACCGCGUCGUCCACAUGUCCGUCCAGCUGUUCUCCAACGAGGCGCUGGCGUUGCGCUGCGUCCAGCACCUGCAUCUACUCCACGUGAUGGUGCUCUCCCUGCGUCUGAUGAUGGGCAAGAUCCUGGUGCCGAACACGCUGCACGACCCAAACAGAAACCGCCACCAGGUCAUCGAUUGUACCAAGCGCGUGAUGAAGGAGCACUGCUAUUGGCCGCUGGUCUCCGAUUUUAACAAUGUCCUCUCGCACCGCAGUGUGGCUCUCCUCUUCCUCCAGGAUGAUGCGCUGGUGAACAUGUGGUUCGAGUUCCUGUCUAUGCUCCAAGGCAUGAAUGUCAACGUGCGUGAAACGGCCGGUCACAUAGAGUUUGAGCCGUCUUCUUACUACGCGGCCUUUUCUUGUGAAUUGGAAGCAGCAGCGUACCCAAUGUGGAGCGUGCUGUCGCACUUGAAUGCGCCGGAGCAUGCGCCGCGCGCGCGCCGCAUCGUGCACGCGGCCCUCGCUUACUUACAGCAGUGGCUGGCAGCUGUCGGAUGCACUAAACCCUCGUCAAGGUCUCGCUCUCUCCACGCGUCGUUUCAUUUCCCCCUACAUCGGUACUUGGCCGCGUUUCUCUGCGCGGCUGUACGCGGCAUGCGCGUGCGCGCCGCCGACCUGCUCCCGCAGCCGGAAAUGCUGGCUCUACUCGCCGCGCAUCCGCUACGAGUACAGGUAAGCACGAAACGCUUUUUACGCGUCAAUAUGUUUAUAGAAUAG
Messenger RNA from Leptosia nina, 1794 nucleotides. The record is from the annotation of a GenBank genome assembly. NCBI's taxonomy places the organism in Eukaryota, Metazoa, Arthropoda, Insecta, Lepidoptera, Pieridae.